Fomitopsis serialis is the source of this 993-nucleotide messenger RNA. RefSeq lists its product as uncharacterized. Lineage: Eukaryota; Fungi; Basidiomycota; Agaricomycetes; Polyporales; Fomitopsidaceae. The transcript has 5 exons. Gene Ontology annotation, molecular function: D-amino-acid oxidase activity; FAD binding. The record is from RefSeq and is a predicted model, not a curated record. Bases 1 to 807 code for a protein of 268 amino acids.
AUGUGGGAAUUGAUUCCCAAGGCUGCAUGGCGCUUCCCUCGCGGUUUUCUUCACGACAACGAGGAUCUCAGCCAAUUGUGGUACAAGGAUUCUCCCUCAGGCCUGCAGGGCGGCAUCGCGUUUAAGACCUUCUCCGUCAACCCGGAGCUCUACCUCCCCUGGCUCCAGUCCGAGCUGCUCGCGCGCGGCGUAGAGUUCGUCCGCAGGAGGGUGCACAGCCUUGGCGAGGCAGCCGCCCUCGCAGGCCCGAACAGCAUCCUCGUGAACGCAACAGGCCUAGGCGCUCGCUCCCUCGUCGGCGUGGAAGACACAGACGUGUUCCCCAUCCGCGGGCAGACCAUCAUCGUGCACGCGCCCGGCCUCAAAGAGUUCAUCUCGCUCCCGCUCGGUACGGGCACGCAGGGCCAGGCGACCUACAUCAUCCCGCGGCCCUCGCCGCCGGGCGAGGUCCUGCUCGGCGGGACCUUCCAGCCGGACAACUGGGACACCUCGCUCGACGUGCCGACGGCGAAGGGCAUCUUUGAACGGUGCGCCGCGCUGGCGCCGCAGCUAAAGGACGCGGAGACGCGGGUCCUGCGCCACAACGUUGGGCUGCGGCCGGCGAGGAAGGGCGGUCCGCGCGUGGAGGCGGCGUGGACUGACGUGCCGCUGAAGAGCGAGCUGCUGCCGCUGCGGGAGAGCGAUGUGGGUGCGGAAGGACGCGUGUUGCUUGUCCACGCGUAUGGAUUCGGCGCUGCGGGGUACCAGAACUCGUGGGGCGCCGCGCAAGAGGUGACAGACUUGAUCGCAAGCAAAUUGAACAAUUGAGGAGGGGUGGUUGCCCGGGCUGCGCCAACGUAAGAAGAUCGCAACGGGAUGUAUGCUAGGUCGAGAAAACGUCUUACCGGUCAGUGUGUAGCAGCAAACUUGAAUGACGCGUAUGUAAGCGCCAAAUGUAUAGUUGCCUCGUACAGCUCAAAUAGCACUCAUGUAUCAGCAUCGCGUAGUUAGAGA